GUCUCUAUAUAAGGACCACCGCUUCUCUAUUCUGUGUAUGACGAGCCAUCAGCGGUCAAGCAUCAUGAAACUCCAGGUUCUACUUCUGGUCGUCUUGAUCAUCCCUGCUGCUGUGUCCUAUGACAUUGAUGAUGUCGACAUUGACGAUGACUCAGAAGAGCCCAACGUGAGAGACAAACGCUUCAUCUGGAAAUUCGUCGCAAACUGCCCUCAACAAACUGACUUCUCACAGCCAUUCAUGUUGUCCAGCAACGCCACUGGAUACCCUGCGGAAGCUAUCAACAACGAAACCAAAACUGCGAACCUAACUGGAUGCCUGAAUUUAUUCAACACGUCAUCAACUGACCCUAAAAUUCCAGAGGAUCCUAUGCUGGUCAACGUGACCAAGGAUCUAUGUCCAGCAGACAUGAUGGUGUUACGAAACUACAGAGGAGAUGCCAAUGACACGUGCUGGGUGAUCCUUGGCAUUCAACCCACCAUCCACUUUGCUGUCUGCAGGACCACCAAUUGCCUAACCUUUAGAAGUCGAUCAUGGCUGUCCAACCGAUGUCUCCGAGUGUUCAAGUCCGUCCCCGUCGUGGCGUUCUGUGGUGACCGGCCAGAUGGUCAGCGAAUUGUGAUGGAUCGUGUCAUUGUCCCGACAUCUUGCACUUGCGUUGGUGUCAAAUGCAGACGAGUCCGUUUCUGGUAGCUGCCUGCAUGCUGAAUGACGAAAAAGGGGAGAGGCACGACUUUAAAACCAAUAUUUCUCUGUACUUAUGUAACUGAUGUGAAUUAGGUCGUGGUGCAAGUGUUCCUGUUCAUCUAUAUUAGUGUCCAUUUAAAACUUCAUUCAAACCUGGCGCAUAUCCCCUGUACAGAAAAUUAACCCUUUCGUUAAAAUCCGAGAGUUUUGACAAACCAAAAUUAUUUUUAAACCAAAACGUAAUCAAUGCAUGGAACACUUACGUCUAAAGCUACCUGCUGGUGACACAGUAAAGUUGGGUUUCGUGACGGGAGGAAUAUCGCCAAGGGUUAGGUUCCUACCUUGGUUUUACGCGUAUUUACUUAGGUGUCCUUCCUCUCAAAUUGUCCAUGCAAGGUGAUAUUUAAGCGACUUGCGAUGCUUAAUAAAGACACGUCCGCAUGAAA
Haliotis rubra (blacklip abalone) is the source of this 1131-nucleotide messenger RNA. RefSeq lists its product as uncharacterized. The transcript has 5 exons. Lineage: Eukaryota; Metazoa; Mollusca; Gastropoda; Lepetellida; Haliotidae. The record is from RefSeq and is a predicted model, not a curated record. Bases 38 to 691 code for a protein of 217 amino acids.